AUGAUACGACCGACCCUCCUUUCCACCAUCCGCCUCAAUGUCUUUCCCAAUGCCUCGAAACGCGCCUUCUCCCUCCUCAACCCCACGUCGCGCUCGCACACCAACCGCAUCUUCGACCCCAUCCGCCAACCCAACGACCUGCACACACUCACACUCCUCAACGCAUCCGACAACCGCUCACUAAUAACCUUCUGGACCGCGACCUGGUGUCAAACUUGCCAAGCCAUCAAGCCGCUCAUCCGCCAACUCAUCGAAGAAGAAAAGAUCGGGGAGCGGGAAGGCGGACUGGGCUUUGUGGAAGUGUUGAUGGACAGCACGUUGAUUGAGGAUUUGCCUAUAAAAUACCGCAUCAGUAGUAUGCCGACGCUAUUGGCGUUUUCAAGACAGGAGGCGCAAUUUGAUACGAGGUUGACGCGGCCCGAGGAGAUGCGGAAUAAGGACUUUCUGAGGGAGUGGUUGGUUAGGGAGGCGCAGAGGGGAGGGAGGAUGGGUGGCGGCGGAGGCAGUAUGUUUGACUACGAGGCCGCUGUCGUGAAGGGUACUAGGCUACUCCAGAUACUGGCCGCGAGGGACAAGACACAAGUUCAAAGCGCAUUCGAGGAGGUACAAGAACUAGCCCAACGUGGCUACCUUCUGAAGCCUCAAGACAAGUUCUUUGAAAUCGACUGUAUCGCCGAUGCGCUCUGCGAUCUAGGUGUCAGCGACAAGAUGGUGUAUGAUGGCGGAGAGAACAUGAGAACACAUCAUGUGCAUGACUGCGACGGAGCAGCAACGAGAGGAGAUGAUACGACAACACACGGCUACUUCUCCCAAGUCAGCAACCCACUAUCUGGUGUCUUGAUCGCAGACAGUAAUCUCACUCGCACGCAUGCAGCGAAAUUUGAUGACGCAUGGGAAGAAGAAGCUAUAGGACUAUCGCCACUGCGACACUGGUCAGACGUAGCGUUUCUACAAUACCUUUCAUCUUUCCCCGAACCACCCGUACGGCCGAUUCCGCUCAACUACGUCUUCCGCGUUCAGAUACAAAACGCCGAGACGUCUCUGGUGCUCAACAAUAUUAUCAGCAAGCAUGGCACGUUUACAUUCGAGUUUUGGCCUGGUAUCACGUUCGGAAUGGACACUGAAGAAGGCAAGGCAAUCUUGGGGACGCCGAAUGGUUGUGGUGUCGCUUGGAUGCUUAUUCAACAUAAGAAGGCGUUUGGAGAGAAGAAAAUUGAGAAGUACUGCCGCGGCCCGCCUGCGACACUUUUGUCACUAGCAUUCUCUCCGAUGACGACCUCAAUCAGUCCGGCAGUGCAUUACGAGUUGGCUCACGAGAAAGGUCUAUCGCUGUUACAGAUGCUGGAAGCUAGCUUUGAUGAGCUCGGUAAUUUACUCAAAAACACAGAUACGCCAGCUGAAAGCGAGCACCUCAACCACGAAGAUCUCUUGGAGAACAAUUGGGUUGAGCGCUCCGCUGGGGACGAUUCCAAAAUUCUGGCGCGACUGUUGGAGGACCUUGGAAUCGACACUUCAAGAAACAUCCCUGUUUCUCAUGAUCACCACGGCCUUGAACCGAUAGAAGGAUCGCUACAAGAAGGACUUGAGAUGAAGAUACGCUUCGACUCAGUAAUCAACACUUCCGGUGGUAUGAUUGCAGCCAUGAACACGUAUAGCCCUAUGGAAGAAUGGAGAAAAGCGAGAGCGGAUACCGAGAACGCUCAGCUGAAGCAACCCGGCCACAAGUCUACGGAAGAUAAUGACCUUGGCGAUGACGUUCCUAGUCUGAAGUACUGGUCAGAUGUCGCAUACCUGCAAUGGGCCUGCAGUAACACGGACUCAUCCGACCUACGUUAUGUGAUGCGAAUGAGCAUUACAAACGAAAAGACAAAAGCCGUCAUCCAGCAUAUCAAACAACAAGCCCAUCCCAAAGCUUCAGGCUCAUACUCAUUCGACGUUGACGACCGCGAUCAGGUAGCUGCUUUCUUAGGAACACCGAAUGGAGCCGGAGUCGCUUGGUUGCUCAUACAGCAUAAACAGCAAUUGGGCCAUAAGACAGUUUACAAGGUAACGGUGGACUGUCGUGAAAUCUGGCAUAAAAGCAAGACGAUAAUUCCAAGCUUGGUGUUCCACCUUCGCGACGCGGUUACUCCGAACCCAGGCAGCGAGAAAGGUGAUUGA
This is a messenger RNA of Alternaria ethzedia, 2160 nucleotides long. RefSeq lists its product as uncharacterized. The transcript is spliced from 4 exons. The record is from RefSeq and is a predicted model, not a curated record. Bases 1 to 2160 code for a protein of 719 amino acids. NCBI's taxonomy places the organism in Eukaryota, Fungi, Ascomycota, Dothideomycetes, Pleosporales, Pleosporaceae.